AUGGGUGGCGGCGUGUCCAAAAACUCGAUGAGGAGCUCUGGGCCGAGCGCCAUCCACUCAGCCCGGAAGGCUACCGACGAACCCACCGACCACAAACCACCCGCUGCCCCUGCAAGUGAAGGCCGUCGCGAGUUCACCAAGCAGCCAACUUCGAUUGAUGCACGCAUUGUCGCCACUCUGCGUCAGCUCAAUCUGACUCGCCGUGCAGAUCCGAAGAAGGGCCGAGCUACCCACUUCGAACGUAUUGUUCUCCAGUUUGCUCUCGUGAGGGAUGCCUUCACCACCAUCCGCAGCAUCUACAAGCAAUUUGCUGAUGCCGAGAAAGAUGGCCUGGACUUCGAGGGGCUCAAAAGCGCCUUGUCCGCCAUGGGUGCGCAGAUCAAAGAGUCCGACAUGUCGGAGCUCUUCUACGAGUCGGACAUGGUGCGGGACAACUCGCUGAGCCAGAACGAGUUUGUCGUGUCGUUAGCCAUCGCCCACUUGCUGGGGCUUAUCACCAAUUUUGACUCCAUCAAGAACUCGCUUGUGCACGCCCCGGAGGAUGUGACGCUCAUAACCCCUCCUGAGGAACAACCUGCAGACCAAGGAAACGCAUCCAAGCUCAUCGCCAAGGCGUUGGAUCUCAUGGUGACGGCCUACCUGCUCUUCGACAACGACGCCAGCGGCACCAUUCAAACGAGCGAAGUGUUGGAGCAAAUGCGCCAAAACACGACCGGCGCGAAUUCUCCCAGGCGUCUGGAGCGUGUGUCCAGUGGCCUAUCAUCCAAGGCCAUACAAGACGAGCGGAUAAAAGAGCUGGACUUCGACCAAGACGGCACGAUCACAUUCCAAGAGUUCGUGCUCACCUUCCAGCGCUGGGCAGUGUCCGAUGACGACGACGAGUGA
Messenger RNA from Phytophthora sojae, 885 nucleotides. RefSeq lists its product as hypothetical. The transcript has 2 exons. The coding region runs from base 1 to 885 and encodes 294 amino acids. The record is from RefSeq and is a predicted model, not a curated record. Gene Ontology annotation, molecular function: calcium ion binding. NCBI's taxonomy places the organism in Eukaryota, Oomycota, Peronosporomycetes, Peronosporales, Peronosporaceae.